This is a messenger RNA of Sugiyamaella lignohabitans, 993 nucleotides long. RefSeq names its product Chs7p (gene CHS7). Gene Ontology annotation, biological process: protein folding. The coding region runs from base 1 to 993 and encodes 330 amino acids. Gene Ontology annotation, cellular component: endoplasmic reticulum membrane. The transcript has a single exon. Lineage: Eukaryota; Fungi; Ascomycota; Dipodascomycetes; Dipodascales; Trichomonascaceae. The record is from RefSeq and is a predicted model, not a curated record.
AUGGGUUUUGGCGAUUUCGACAUUCUCUGUCAUAGAACAUAUCUACCGCUGUGCUCACUGGUGGGUCCAUAUAACCACGAGGGACUAUCGGCUGCGGAAACAACUCUGUUUCCUACUGGUAUCAUUCCAGGAUGUUUUGCCAGAACUAUUGUACUAGCAAACACCAUUAUUUUUAAUGUUGGUAAUGCAUUUAUGCACAUUGGAGCUAUUGGGGUUCUGGUAUUAAUCAUAUUCAAUGUUCGCAGCAAAUACACGGCCAUUGGACGAGUGGAAAUCCUGCAUUUUUUCUAUAUUUUUACAGCUCUGACUAUGAUUUCUUUGGUGAUUGAUGCUGGCGUCACUCCUCCCGGUUCUCCUUCUUAUCCUUACUUUGUAAGCAUCCAGUCCGGUCUUACGUCUGCUCUAUGUUGUUGUCUGAUGUUGAAUGGCUUUUUGGGUUUUCAGCUUUAUGAAGAUGAUACUUUCUGGUCAAAAUGGUCACUUCGAGUCAUGAGUUUUUUGGCUUUUGCGUUGACUUUUGUCGUGAGUUUGCUGACUUUCCAAGGUUGGGGUGGUGAUUCCAUGUCACCGACAAAUACCACUGGCUUAUUUGUAGUGUUGUACAUUCUCAACGCUAUUUUCCUAGCUGUGUAUUUUGCUUCUCAGCUUACCUUGUCUGCAAUCAUUUUACAAGACUUGUGGGCUGUGGGAGCUGUUUUCUUGGGUGGCUUUUUUUUUGUAGUGGGCCAAGUUCUUCUGUACGUUUUUGCUGAAACAAUCUGUCUUAGAGUCAAGCAUUACAUUGAUGGUGUAUUUUUUGCGACCGUGUGCAAUCUGUUUGCUGUCAUGAUGGUAUACAAAUAUUGGGAUAUGAUUACUUCUGAAGAUAUGGAGUUUGGUGUCAGCAACAGAGAAGCACAUUGGGAAGUUAAGGAGUUGAUGGAAGAUGACCAACGAUAUGACAAUGGUAGUGAAUACGCUAGCUCGACUUAUGGUCUCACUCAUUUCCAGUAG